Molecule: messenger RNA, 2141 nt
Organism: Trematosphaeria pertusa
Lineage: Eukaryota; Fungi; Ascomycota; Dothideomycetes; Pleosporales; Trematosphaeriaceae
Exons: 3
Coding region: 8-2014 (668 amino acids)
Cellular component (GO): mitochondrion
Source: RefSeq, a predicted model, not a curated record
GCACCCAAUGCGUCGAAUACCGCGCCCGCAGCGGGCAAUCGAUGCCUCGCUGCCAGUAUCGCCUCUAGCAGGACACCGGGUGUAUCGUCCUACUUGCCUCCGCGUGGUCUCUCCCUACAAUCAUCUCCGCACCACCUCCGCGUCCUUUUCAACCACCCCUUCGUUCUCCUUCCUCCUCGGCGGCAAGCAAGACAAGAAGAAGCAUCAGCAGUUUGUACGGCGAUGGCAGAAGCGACUGCUCGGCGACUCGGAACCGAUUGGCGCGCACGUCGACCCGUAUGACCCGACAUCGCCGGUGCGGAUAGCUCCCGAUGAGCAGGGCGAGGAACUAGAGGUACUAGAAGACCAAAAGAUCGUGGAGAGUCAAGGGCCACUGUAUCAGGAGGCGCAUGAUGGGAGACGACUGAGACAUGUUGGUGGCAAGGAGUGGACAGAGCAAUUGGAGGAGGGAAUCCUAGCGAAGGAGUUUGAGAAGCUAACGCUGAGGACGUAUACACCUCUGAGUCUGAAGAUGGCGGACCAGAUUGAGGACUUGACAGGCACGCCGUACACUCUGCGGGAUGAGAAUUUGAUGAUGGCACAAAUGUUCCAUGACUUCACCGGCAAGCCCUACACGGACUGGAGUUUCGGUCGCUGGACGCGAGUCAGGGGUCUCGACUCCCUCCGGGAAAACUUCCAUCGAGCCGUCGUAGAGAUAUAUGCGCUGAAGCAGGCCGGCAAGGAUCUAGACAUAUCGGCUUCCGCAAACCGUGGAGUAUACGAUGCCCCGAAAUGGCUACGGAACGUCAAGCUGCAAAGGAAGGGCAAUGGUGACUUCGCCCUAGCCUUUCCCAAACAUCAUACUCUACAGACUCUGCUUGAGGAUAUGGCGCGCGUGCCGGAAUGGCAACCGGAGCAGGGAGUGCCGGCUGAAGAAGAGCUUGAGGCUGAGGAGGGGGAAGAGCUGGUCAUGGAAGGGCCACAGGAGCCAGUAAUGGAUCCUGACACCCCCCCGGCGAAAAGAGCAGCGCUUGUGAAACAGGAUCCGGAGAAGAAGCCUUUUGACUUCAUGUCGAACAGACCUGUGCCCCGCGCUAAAAUUGUGGAGUCACCUGUCGAAGAUCUGGAGAAGGCCCAAGAACUUGUGGCAAAGGAGUCCACGCCAGAGCCAAUACCCACUUCAGCCCCUUCAUCGGCCGAUCUCGAAGCUGCGGCCGAAGCAUCUAGAUCAGCCAUUUCGGAAAUGCGCAGUGCCAUUCUGGAGUCUGCUGCCCGGUCGGCGGAGCAGAAUGUUGCUGCUCUACGAAAAGCGGUACGCGAUGGUGUGGCCGCUCAAGCCGGCUCGUCCACCAUAAGGGUGCCAAUACCCGAGGUUGACGCUAGAUGGCGGCAUGUACCCCUCACAGAUCCGGCCAUCAAGUUUGCGCUCACGAAACGCCUCGCCCAGCUCACCGGCCUUUACAUCUCAGAUCCCAACCUCACCUCCGCCAGCACGCUAGGUGAUCUGUAUCACCACCUCUGUGACGCCGAAAAACCGAAGCCCACGAAGCUAUUCAACCUCCUCAACAUUGAAGGCUCACGGCAAAACCACAAGGCCAAUCGACUAGCCGAGAGUGGCCAAGCUGCAAUCGAGAUAGCAGCGGAGAAGAAACCAGGUGUUGGCGAACUCCUGAAGCUCAGGAAUGUGCAGAUCUUCGGCAAGAAACCUAAUGCGGUGGAGGAACGUCGAAAGACUGGUUUACAGAAGGUUGUUCAUCAGGAGUUGAAAUCGCGCCGUCUGGUAGCGAAGCGCGGGCAGCGCGUAUCCCCAGAGAAGGAGGUUGAGUUGCAGGCCCGGCGGCUCGCGGAAUCCGGGGUCAUUGAGGGCACGAGACGUGCGCCCGAGUUUGGCCUGCCUAUCCCGCCAACUAUUGCAGAGAAAAUGAAAAAGAGGACGGAGAAGAAGAAAGGGGAGUUAGCAGAUAUGGGGAUAGAUGGGUACUCGGUGGAUAGGUAUAUCCGUCAAAGCAAUCGUCCUGCGGAGCUGAAUGUAUAGUAUUGGAAUCCUGCUUGCAUCUAUGCUCAGGGCACAGGAGGGGAUUUUGUUUUGUACAAUAUGUAGAAUUCGGAAUGUACAUUCAGUAUUCGAGCCAGCUUUGGUGGCUUGUUAUCAAAACUGCUGG